UUGAAUGGUCACGAUAAUCUAGUUCAAUUUAAGUGACUUUAUCAUUGAGAGAGUAAAAGGAGAAUAGUGAAAAACAGAGAAAGUGGAAUGUUGAUUAAAAAGCUUUUCAAUUUUGGUGUUUCUUCAGAUCUGCCUUUUAAGAUCUACUUUCAAGAUUUUUUACACAAUUAAAUGAUUCAACACUAAAGUGCUCAAUUUACAUUUCCAGUGAACAACAUCAUCCCAUAAUUUGUGAAAUAUGAGAUUAGUCAGUACAAGGUUCACCGCCCCAAUCGAUUCAUGAUACAUGUUAUAUUGGUAGAUUUAUCUCAUUUGUUAACGGUGUGUAUCCAUGGUUUGAAUUAUCUAGUCCAUAUCGCAACUAAUAAUCUAUUGAAGGUGCUUUGAGAGUGUAGAUAGAGAGUGAAGAUAUAACCAUUCCAUUGAUCACAGAGGCUUUUAUAAAUAUACCACAGAAUUCACCAAAAUUCCAAUCAUAACACAGCUUUAAAAUAUCGGGUUAAUUCUUUUGGUUCGUGUUGAAUAGUGAGUGAAAACCAACCAUCAAACGAAAAUAUAUCGUGUUAUUUUCAACUGCGUAUAAGGUGAAUAAACAUCUAUUUAUUGCAUAAAUCAAUAACCAAUCAUCCCGGAUCCUUUAUACUGAAGUGACAUACAUCAUUGAAACGAUAAAACAUAUCGAUUAAUACAAUUUAUCAUAAAAUUGCUGUGAAAUUUUCGUGAAAUCAACAAUUGUUUACCAGUAAACAACACAAGUAACAAUGUCUCAAGAUGGAGAGGCGGUGAUACCGAUUGAAAGUUCAGAAUCCAAACAAGCAGGACGAUAUUUUGAAAAUCCAGCCUUCAUUGAAGAUGAAAUCACUUCAUCUGGAAACGGAAUUAAUAACAAUGAUAUAUCACCAUCAAAUGAUGCUCAUUUCAAACCCACUACAUUAAGUUGGAAUAAUCUUAAUGUUUACUCCAAAGGGUCCAAUGGUUUGGUUAGCUGUUUUGGUAAAAAAAAGGAAUCUGUUCACAUAAUCAAGAAUAUCACUGGUCAUGUGAAGCCAGGAAAUCUUUUGGCCAUUCUUGGUGCCUCUGGAGCAGGAAAAACAACGUUAUUGAAUGUAUUGACUGGUCAGAAUUUAAAUAGUUUAACCAUCGAAGGAAAAGUUCUGUUGAACAAUGAACCCACUACUAUCCAGAAAUUAGCAUCGUGUUCUGCAUAUGUUCAACAGGAUGAUUUGUUUUUUGGAGUUCUCACUGUUAGAGAACACUUGCAAUUCCAACUUGAACUACGAACUUCGGUGCCCUUAACUCCAGAACAACGUCGGGCUAAAAUUAAUAAGCUUCUUGAAACAUUAGGACUCAUGAAAGUUGCUGAAAGUCGAAUUAAAUGCAGUUCAACCGGACAACGUCUUUCUGGUGGGGAACUUAAAAGAUUAUCUGUAGCUACAGAGAUUCUGACGGAUCCUGCUAUACUUUUCUGUGAUGAACCUACCUCUGGACUAGACUCUUUUAUGGCUCAAAGUGUUAUCAGUGUUUUAAAGUCAAUGGCAGCCGCCAGAAGAACAGUUCUCGCAACCAUUCAUCAGCCAUCAUCCGAAGUUUUUGAAAUGUUUGAUGAAAUUUUACUACUGUCGCAAGGAAGAGUGGCUUUCAUGGGAAAAUCUCAGGACGCUCUCUCAUUCUUUUCACAGAUCGGUCUUCAAUGUCCACAGAAUUACAAUCCAUCUGAUUUUUACAUUCAAAAACUCGCUAUUGUUCCAGGAAGGGAAGAGGAAUGUAAAAGAAAUGUUGAAGAAAUUUGUAACAAAUUUUCUGAAUCCCAAUUUGCAGCCAGAAUGAACAAAUUUGAUAAAGAAAUAGUGCAAACUGAUGACGGAUACAGUUCUAAGAUAGUUUUUUCAUACAAAAGAGGAUUUUUCAUGCAAAUGUUUCUAGUAUUGUGGAGAUCUUGGUUAACCAAUUUAAGAGAGCCUUUAUUAACUUCUGUUCGAAUUGCUCAAACAAUCUUUAUCUCCCUUUUACUUGGACUUAUUUAUUGGAGGCAAGAAUACAAUCAAGAAGGAAUAAUGAAUAUUAAUGGUGCUUUAUUCAUUUUAUUAGCAAAUAUAACAUUUACUAAUGUUUUUGCUGUUGUCAAUACAUUUUGCUUGGAAUUACCGAUUUUUAUUCGAGAACACAAUAACGGUUUAUAUUCAGUUUCGGUUUACUUCAUCUCGAAAACUCUUGCUGAAUUGCCCUAUUUUGUUCUAUUACCUUUCGCAUUCGCUUCUAUAACUUACUGGAUGAUCGGUCUUUACAAUAAUAUUGAAGUUUUCAUAUUGGCAGCAUUUGUGUUAACUUUGAUAGCCAAUGUUGCCUGUGGAUUUGGCUAUUUCAUAUCAACCAUCAGUAAAAGUGUAACAAUGGCAUUAUCACUCGCACCACCUUUCAUGAUACCUCUCAUGCUUUUUGGUGGACUUUUCUUAAACAAUAAAUCAAUUCCUGUCUAUCUCGCAUGGAUUAAAUAUCUAAGUUGGUUUUACUAUGGUAAUGAAAUUCUAGUCGUUAACCAAUGGCGAAAAGUCACCAACAUUACCUGUGAUAUACCAGAAACUUUCACUCAUAUCGGAUCUAUGUUAGGAAAUAUGAGUUUGCCUGAUGAUCUCGGUGAUGUUAUUCCACCUGGUUUGGGUUGUAUUUUGGAUGGAAAAGGUGUUAUUAGGAAGCUUAAUUUCGAUGAAGAUAAUAUAACAAGAAACUUUAUUGCUUUAGGAGUAUUACUGAUUGGUUUUCGUAUAUUAGCUUUUGUUUCCCUUAGUGUCAAGGCAAGAUUAAUGAGAUAGGUCAAUGGAUAUCGGUUUAGUCCAACUUCGCCAACUUUUUAAGCUUUCAAGUUUCGCACGAGAAAGUUAUCUUAUCAAUCAAUGCUUAAUAAAACUCAAGUUGUUUCGAUUAGAAGAGCUAAUGUUCAAAAAUCUGAAAGAUAAAUGAGCAAAUUUUAGAUCUAUUGAUUUUAGUUAAAAUUGUGUUUGCUUCUGAAUUGUGAGGUCGAAAAGUCUGACAAAACCGUUUGACCCGCUCUUUUUUAAAUUAGCUUAAGGCUAAAUAUGUUCCCCUUAUCUUGCUAUGAAUGUUUUUUUGUUUGCCUGACCCUUUUCAAAAGCAAUUGAAGCUAAUUGCAAUAAUUUCACUGAUCAAAGAAUUUUAAUUCAAGAAUUAGAUUUAGCUUUAACAGCUUAAAAGAUUGGCGAAAUUGGAACAUUCCAUGGAUAUCCAUCCAUUUCUUUACAUGAAUUACAGUUAUUGCAUCCAAUUUAAAUUUUCAUCAUUCUUUUACGUUGAUUACUGUAUGUAUUUUGUUCUUGUCAUUUUUAAGCUCAUUUAAUCAAUCAUCAUAAUUAUAAGAAAUAAAUUAAAAA
Messenger RNA from Tetranychus urticae (two-spotted spider mite), 3386 nucleotides. Its product is annotated as protein white. Gene Ontology annotation, cellular component: plasma membrane. Gene Ontology annotation, molecular function: ATP binding; ATP hydrolysis activity; ABC-type transporter activity. Gene Ontology annotation, biological process: transmembrane transport. The record is from RefSeq and is a predicted model, not a curated record. Lineage: Eukaryota; Metazoa; Arthropoda; Arachnida; Trombidiformes; Tetranychidae.